AUGAUGCACGGUGGUAGAACGGGGUGCCAAUCGGCGCAGUCGGUGUUGCCUCAGCCGUGUGCGGUGAAGGUUGUUCCCAGUCGUGUCGUCGCCGUCGCUGUCGCAAUCUGGUUUGCUCUGCUCGACGACGAAACUGGGGCAGAUGGAUUUGUUUGGGUACCACACACGCAUAUGCACACACCCACAGACAGACAGACAGACAUUCCCGCUCGCCCCGUCGGCAUUGUUCGACCGGUCAUCGACGAUAUGCCGGACAUGUCGCACUGUGGCCGUCGAAUGACCACCCGCAAACCGGAAUUCCGGGUAUGCGAUUCGUCAGCAGAAAGCGAUACCAUUUGUCUAAACUUGGCACUGAGAAAAUCGCGUUCCCCAAUGUUAGCAUUGUAA
Soboliphyme baturini is the source of this 387-nucleotide messenger RNA. The record is from the annotation of a GenBank genome assembly. Lineage: Eukaryota; Metazoa; Nematoda; Enoplea; Dioctophymatida; Soboliphymatidae.